This is a messenger RNA of Paramormyrops kingsleyae, 2553 nucleotides long. RefSeq names its product transcription factor HES-1-like. Lineage: Eukaryota; Metazoa; Chordata; Actinopteri; Osteoglossiformes; Mormyridae. The record is from RefSeq and is a predicted model, not a curated record. Gene Ontology annotation, biological process: regulation of DNA-templated transcription. Gene Ontology annotation, molecular function: DNA binding; protein dimerization activity.
GACGUCACGCGGCACAACUGCACCCUCGAGAGAGACGCCGCGCCGGCUGAGUGCGAUCCCCCACUCCGUUUUUCUGUAAGUUUGCUAUCGGUCACAUUUUAUCAUGAAAAACUAACAAAACACACCCACAUUCUACCCUAAAACUGAGAUGUGUUCUUAUAGAUUUUAUCAUGCUUUCUGUAAAGUCACUGCAAGAAUACGAUACACAAUUGUUUAUAUCAAUUCAAAAGAGGUGUCGACCGCUCCUGCAUGGCAAUAUUGUGCCAUACGCUUACUUUUAGGGAUAACUUUAUUCUGGCGCACAUUCCAAUGAGUCUGAUCCAGCUUCCAGUAGGCGUGGUUUUCCCAGGCUUUAACACAGCAGCUGCUAUUUACCUUCUCUCUAAUGUAAACCACCACCGCCACCCCAAGUCCAGCAGCCAAACCUCAACCACAGCAGCAAUAAAACAUCCUGGCACGUGCUCUGCAUUCACAAUGGCCAGUGCGCGCCGACAGAUGUCAAAUUGUCAGGCUUGUGCAGCCCAGUAGUUUCUGUAGACGCACUUACAGCAUAAGUAUUUGGAAUAUAACAAUGAAACUUUUUCUCUUUAUUUGCAUUUAUGACUUUUUAUAUACAGCUCCAUUCUCAAUUUUCUCUAGUGUUUCUCAUGUUACGUUCUUACUAUAGAUAUACAACCGGAAGCAACUGAAGAUACUAUGCACCAUCAGUUGUUAUAUGAGAAGUAAUAAUAAUAUGGUAAUUACUAACUCAUUGGGUUGUUGCACGUAUAUAAUAAGCAAAUUAAACCUAUAAUAUAUAUUUACACAUUAAACUAUUACUUGAGCUUGCUUAUGCUUGAUUUGGUGUGUUUUGUGAUAUUAUAAAUAGUACUAACAAACUGGAAAGGCAAAAAAAAAAAAAAAACAAUUACUCACACAAUUAAAAUUUAACUGCAUGCCAGCUUUACAUUCUAACACUCGACAGAAGCGGCGAAGCGUUAAUAUGUAAAAACGGAUGAUUGAUGGCAGGGCCCGGUUGCGCCCCCUUGUCUCGGCCGCGCGCCAUUGGCCGCCCGCUCGAGCGCCAAACGUCCAAUGGAAGGGCGCCGACCACGAGCCGUCCUCCCUUCGGGCCGCGUGCCGCCAGAGCUGAUUGGUGGAAAGUUACUGUGGGAAAGAAAGUUUGGGAAGUUUCACACGAGCCGCUCGCGUGCGGUCGCAGGUAUAAAUAGGAGCCGCUGGGAGUGCGGCUGGACUUGUAACGUUGAUAGACGCCGUGUAAUAAGGGAGAGGCCACUUGCGUCACUCUGCCACAGAACCUCCGGGACGCUCCCCUGCCCAUUCAUAAAGGUGUACAGCUGUGUGCGUUGCUCUGUUUUGGAUUUUCUUCGUGGCUGGGAUUUUGUGUACAGAGGGACAUCGGCGACACGCACGGCAUUUACCGUUUCAACCGAGGUACGCUGACUGUCUUGUGGCAUCCAGGAACCGGAUUCACGAUCUAUAGUUAAGCCUUGUAGCACGUUUCAAGCAGACGAUGCCUGCAGAUAUUAUGGAGAAAACGUCCUCCUCUCCGGUAGCUGCCACCCCGGCAAGCAUGAACACGACACCUGACAAACCCAAGACCGCCUCCGAGCACAGAAAGUCAUCUAAACCAAUUAUGGAAAAACGAAGGCGCGCAAGAAUCAAUGAAAGUCUUGGCCAGUUGAAAACUCUAAUUUUGGAUGCGCUUAAGAAAGAUAGCUCUCGACAUUCAAAGCUUGAGAAGGCGGACAUCCUGGAAAUGACAGUGAAACAUCUGCGAAACUUGCAGAGAGUGCAGAUGACCGCCUUAAACACAGAUCCCACCGUACUGGGAAAGUACAGAGCUGGAUUCAGCGAGUGUAUGAAUGAAGUGACACGUUUCCUGUCCACCUGCGAAGGGGUCAACACCGAAGUCAGGACGCGGCUCCUCGGACAUCUAGCCAGCUGCAUGACCCAGAUCAACGCCAUCAAUUACCCUACGCAGCAGCAGAUCCCCGCUGGCCCACCGCACCCAGCCUUUGGUCAGCCCAUGGUGCAGAUCCCCAGUGCAUCGUGUAAAGGGAGCUCAGGCUUGGCACCAGAAGCCACCAAAGUCUACGGUGGUUUCCAGCUCGUACCGGCGACGGACGGACAGUUUGCCUUCCUGAUCCCUAACGCAGCAUUUACGCCAAACGGACCCGUUAUUCCAGUGUACGCUAACAGCUCCAGCACGCCGGUUCCGGCUGCGGUCUCCCCCGGCGCACCUUCAGUGACCGCGGACUCGGUGUGGAGACCCUGGUAGAAGCCAACUUUAGAGACUCAAAAGCGACACUUGCAUCUUUUUAAAUGUUUUGAGACUGGCAGUUUAUAUCAGUGUGUUCAAGCAAAGAUUAUGCACUAUAUUUGUAAAUAACGUUUGAGGGGAAAUUCAUAUUGAAAAAAUAAAAUCCGUAUUGUACAGUCAGUGAACUGCAUUUUUAUAUUCCAGCUGUCUUUUCUACUAUGCGAUGCCAAAGAUUUUAAAUGCCCUAAUUUCUUCCUUUGGAAGAUUAAUAAAUUCGUAAUGAAACUGGA